Ruditapes philippinarum (Manila clam) is the source of this 3297-nucleotide messenger RNA. RefSeq lists its product as uncharacterized. NCBI's taxonomy places the organism in Eukaryota, Metazoa, Mollusca, Bivalvia, Venerida, Veneridae. Bases 153 to 1307 code for a protein of 384 amino acids. The record is from RefSeq and is a predicted model, not a curated record. The transcript has 9 exons.
ACAGUGUUGAAUGUCUGUUUGUAAAACAAACUAAAUAUUGGAAGAAGUGCUGUAGGAUUUAUACAAUGUAAAUCAUGUAGUAAUAGAGAAGGGAUCAUAAAAAGGAUAAUUAACUUUUAACUUAUUAAAAUUGUGUUUAUUUGUGUAGGCAAAUGGAAAAUGUGAAGACUAUUAUAAGUAUAUUUGCUAUAAAUAGCAUACUACAGUCAGUGUUUCCACAAAGAUUUGAACCUAGACUCGACAUCACCAGUUGUACAAAAAGUAAAGUAAAUAUAACCGUGCAUGAUGCAGUAGAUGGCGGUAUUGUAUAUAUACAAGGUCCCGGAACAUCAUGUAGACAAUCUACACAAGCUGGCGUCUCUAAACACGUCUUUGACGUCCAUACAUGCGCUAUAAAUUGGAGGGAGACAUUUCGAGUUAUUGUUCAAAGACAUCCACUCUACCAAACGGGUGCUGACAAACGUUUUCCUGUGACAUGUAUACCCGAUACUAGCGAUUUAAUUGUUGGCAAUCGAAUAGUGAACGUAAAUGUAUUGGAUAAAGAAGAAGAGGAUGGUGUAACUAAAACUGUUACACCAACAGCUACAAUGUACCUGUAUCGGGAUGGUGUUAAUGUUAACGGUAAAACUGUACAACUAACAGAACAGCUUACAAUGGUUAUACAACUUGAUAAUGAUUAUGCUGAUGACUUUGAUAUAGAAGCGAGUGCAUGUCAUGCUGAUAGUAUCGUGACCAUAAAAGAUAGUUGUGCAACAGACGACAACCUGUUCCCUACAUUUACACAUGUCCUGCAAGGAAAGUUGCAGUCAACGUUCGGUGUAUUCCGGCCUACACAUCUUGUUGGCGGGACGGUCAAUUUAGAGUUUACUUGUACACUAAAAGUUUUCGUAGGACAGCAUCUUCCGAAAACUUGUGACGACAACGUUGGGGGUAACGCCAAAUACACACGCAGACUUCAAGCUACUAAUAAAAAAGUGGAUGAAAUAUUGGUCGGAAAUUCUGUGCUUCUUAACACGGAAGAUGUCACGACAAAAAUUAUAUCACCAACGAGUCCGAGCACUUGCACAAAAGAGACCAUCUAUAUAGGCGUGAUUGUGAUGUUGGCAGUUUUAUUUCUUCUGACAUUCGUUGUGUACCUCUUUAAGCGGAGAAAAUUAAAGGCAGAACGUAAAGUGAGACGUGAUGAAUUGAUUAACCUGAAUAAAGUCAAAAUAGAAUUAGAACAAUUGAAAUAUAAUGUUUGCAAUGAUUGUCGAGAAAACCUGGACUAUUCUUGGUACACGCAUGAGGACGGACAAUAUUGGUGAAGGUCACGACCUAAAAGCCUAAAAGCUACAAUAUCAACACAAACAAAUGGUAGAUCCAAGAAAACAUAAAUGUACAAGAUGACUAGAUAUAUUUGACGUUCGAGAUGUAUGCUUAUACGCCAAAGUGGAAAUCUCUGCUGAUCCCAGUAAAAUUGUGACGUCAUCAUUAAUACGACAGUUAAAACAAGGUCGCGUUCAAUGAUAAUAUUUGUCUUGAUAAUCGACCUACAAACAAGAGAGGUGCCUUGGAAAACAAGCAAAACAUGUUGCAAAAACGUUUUCUGCAAUUCUGCUUUUAUGUGACAGAUUUGAUACUUUAUUCCGUUACUCUUGUAAAAAACAAAAAGAGAACAAAAAAUGAAGUAAUUUCCUUCCUUCGAUUUUCAUAUAAAUAUCCUAAUUUGUGCCGAAAUGCUAAAAUCUCUUAUUCAAAUUUACGAAGCGUCAUAGGCUAUAUUUUAUUUUAUUCCUUUCUUCCAGACAAUUUUUCUUUACACGCGAGUCCACGACUUCUUUAGGAGAUUUUCUACUGGAGGAUCAACAACAAAUUACCUAUUUGACGCCACCUGUCAUACCUCCGCCAUGUCAGAGCCAUCUUGGAGACGCUUGAUAAAUGUUCGUUCAUGGUUAAACGGGCGCUUGAUUGUUGAUGUAUCGCCAAACGAGGCUUCAGUGACAUAAAGAGACAUAAAUGAGAGGAAAAAUUGCAGUCAUAAUCAUACACUGAAUUAUUGCCGUAGACCCAGGCCGUUAUAAUUCAGAGAAAAUUGUGGCCCUGGCACGUCUUUCAGUCUCGUACAAACUAUUUUACUGAUACUUAAAUAGACCCGAAGAGAUGAAGAAAUGAUAUGAAUUUAUGCAAAUUGUUGUUAGUUGCUUUUGUCUUACGGUGGUAAGGAGAUUUUGCGGUGUUUAAGACAUGACAUUUCGCUGUUAAUAAUACAUAAUAGCCGGUUAAUAAUGACGCUAUUUCAUACCGAGUGUCGUACCGAAUAUAAUGGAGUAAAUACCAUAAAUAAAGCCUAAAUCACCAAAACUUAGCAAUUCCAUAGAUAAUAAAAGGAAGGAAAAUGGGAAAUUCUUGAAUACUUAUGGUAGUUAAUGACGUAUAAUAAACGCUGUUAUAAGAUCAAAUAAUUUACUUCCACAGUAGAAUAUUCUAACAUAAACAGACAAAUGUUUCUCGAGGUUCUCUCACAGAUAAACGAUUCAUCAAUAUAAUUCAAAAUGUCAAAAACCUUUUGAAAAUGUGAAAUUUUCGCCAUAAAUAACCAUCGUCUAGAAAUGUGCAUGUUUUCAACUUUGAUUACACGAAAGCAAUUUAAAUUUAUUUCAUUUUUUUAUUUUGCAAUGACAAUAGAACUGCUGCAUUAACAUGUUGCAUCGUUUACUUGGAGAAAAUAAGAAAUAAUAAUUUGAGCCGCGUCAUGACAAAACCAACAUAAUGGGUUUGCGACCAGCAUGGAUCCAGACCAGCCUGCGCAUCCGCGCAGUCUGAUCAGGAUCCAUGCUGUUCGCUAUCAGUUUCUCUACUUGUUAUAGGGUUUGUAAGCCCUGAUCAGACUUUUUAACUUCUCUCUUUGCCAUACAAAACAAGAGUUUAUAUAGAACCGGUGCGUUUUUAAAAUAAGAUAAAGCGAAAAUAAUGGAGAAAAUGAAAAUAAUGUAAACCUUUAACUACCUUAUAUUUCUAGAACUUUACUUUUCUUGAAUUUACACGAUUUCUUCCAUUAAAAGGGGAAACAAUUUCAUCCUGAUUCAGACUGACUUCACAGAAACAUCUUAAGGUUAUUGUAUGCAUUUGCUUGUUCAUAUUUUGCUACUUCCAUAUGCAUCACGUGCACAAAUUUAAUACAACCUAACUCCGAAUAACGUCGCUAACGUUAUACGUUUAUGUUAUUUUUGUUAAUAUGGUUCAAAUUCGAGGAAUUGUAUAGUAAAAUGAUCGUUUUGUAAUAACUUCAUCUAUUACUGAUAUCUGGUUGUUAUG